Molecule: messenger RNA, 1437 nt
Organism: Hypomesus transpacificus
Lineage: Eukaryota; Metazoa; Chordata; Actinopteri; Osmeriformes; Osmeridae
Gene: duoxa
Product: dual oxidase 2
Exons: 8
Coding region: 110-1051 (313 amino acids)
Biological process (GO): protein transport
Cellular component (GO): endoplasmic reticulum membrane
Source: RefSeq, a predicted model, not a curated record
CACAAGGAAGAUGGUGGAGCUUUAAAAAGAAGAGCUUCGACCUUGUAAGAUUUACUCGCACUGUUCAUCCUUCUGCUGAUCUGCUUCACGUGUGAGAUCUGGAGGAAAGAUGACUUUCUACAAUGACAUUUACCCAUUCUACCCUCUACAAAGAACCUCGUUCAUCUUUAGUACCCACCUGCUCACCAUUAUUUUGGUUUUCCUGAUGAUCACAGUCAGUUUCCUUCUCAUACUUCCAGGCAUACGAGGGAGGUCGAGGGUGUUUUGGAUGUGCCGAAUAAUCAUCAGUUUAUUCAUCGGCGUUGUAAUAGUAGCACUAAACUUUACCAGUGACUGGGCUGAGGCUAGAGCCGUCACCAAUGCCACCUACAAGUCUUUUAGCAAUGCUGUAGUGAAUGCUGAGGUGGGCUUACACGUGGGACUAUAUGGUAUCAACAUCACAUUAAAAGGAAAUCCUGUAAUUCAGCUCAACGAGACCAUAGACUAUAAUGAGAUGUUCGAGUGGAAGGAAACCAUCGACAAGUAUUACGAAGAGGCCCUGGAGAAAGGCCUGCCCAACCCCAUCCUCUACAUCGCUGAGAAAUUCACCCUCCACAGCCCCUGUGGCCUCAUCUACCAGUACAGAUUCUCUGGCCGCUACGCUUCUGCCACCCUCUGGACUGCGUUCUGUUGCUGGCUGGUUGCCAACAUCCUCUUCUCUAUGCCAGUCAUUCUCUAUGCCGGGUACAUGAUGAUGGCAACUGCUACCUUCAUCUUCUUCUCCAUGGCAUCCUUCUCUACAAUCAUGAACUUGCCCUCAUGCACUUUGACUAUAGGGACAGGCUCCUUAGUAACAGGCUAUAGCCAUUCCUUUUGGCUGGCACUUGCCACAGGAGUACUGUGUGCUGUGAUUGGUGUUGUGGUAGUGUUGUUGGAUUGUUUGGUCCCAGAGAAGAUAAGGGAGGCUUUCAGUGUCGACAUGGAUAAUUCUGAUGACGAUGAGGUUAAUUUUGGCGAGGGAUAUGUCAAUUCCAGCUUCCUUGAAGAAAUGACCCUCAGUGUACGGCUCUGACAAGAACUACUGGGUUCAACUGCUGAAGUACGUCAGGUCACCCAGCCAUUGCACAUCACCAAUACUUGAAGAUCUACAGCACAGAAAGAGAUUGUGCUUUAUUAGGGACCAAAUGUAAUGACAUCUGUGAGCCUGUAUUUAAGUGUGUGAAUAAUGUACAUAGCCUAAACCUUAAAGCAUUUAUUAAUGUUUAUUAAUGAAUUUGUUGUUUUAUUUUUAAUACCAUGUCCCUGCCAUGUUGCAAUAAUGUAACACAUACAAAUUUGAAGGAUUUAUACUGUGUUGUGUUCAAGGACUAGGCAGUACGCAACCAGCAAGCCAGGAUUGUGUCCAAGGAACAGUGUGCUGUCAUCUCAAUUUGUCUAUUUCCCAGUCCAUUGUAUCAA